AUGACUGAGAGUUUGGGUGACAAUAUGACUCAUAGUUUAAGAGAGUGUAUGACUGAUGGUUUUAGUGAGAAUAAGACUGACAGUUUAGGUGACAAUAUGACUGUUGAUUUGAAUGAGUGUAUGAUUGAGAGUUUGGGUGACAAUAUGACUCAUAGUUUAAGAGAGUGUAUGACUGAUGGUUUUAGUGAGAAUAAGACUGACAGUUUGGGUGACAAUAUGACUGUUGAUUUGAAUGAGUGUAUGAUUGAGAGUUUGGGUGACAAUAUGACUCAUAGUUUAAGAGAGUGUAUGACUGAUGGUUUUAGUGAGAAUAAGACUGACAGUUUGGGUGACAAUAUGACUGCUAAUUUGAGUGAAUAUAUGACUGUCGGUUUGGGUGAGAAUAAGACUGACAGUUUGAGUGACAAUAUGACUGUUGAUUUGAGUGAGUGA
This is a messenger RNA of Trichomonas vaginalis G3, 432 nucleotides long. RefSeq lists its product as uncharacterized. The transcript has a single exon. The coding region runs from base 1 to 432 and encodes 143 amino acids. NCBI's taxonomy places the organism in Eukaryota, Parabasalia, Trichomonadida, Trichomonadidae. The record is from RefSeq and is a predicted model, not a curated record.